This is a messenger RNA of Camellia sinensis, 1328 nucleotides long. RefSeq names its product isoaspartyl peptidase/L-asparaginase 1. Lineage: Eukaryota; Viridiplantae; Streptophyta; Magnoliopsida; Ericales; Theaceae. The record is from RefSeq and is a predicted model, not a curated record. Gene Ontology annotation, molecular function: hydrolase activity.
AGUUCAUCUACUCGCCCUCUCGAAAAGGGUAUAGAGAGAGAGAGAGAGAGAGUGGAGGAAUGGGGUGGGCAAUCGCUUUGCAUGGCGGCGCCGGCGACAUCCCGGUGACUCUUCCACCGGAACGCCGUGUGCCGCGGGAGGCCACCCUCCGCCGUUGCCUUGAUAUCGGCGUCGCUGCUCUCCAAUCCAAACACUCCCCUUUGGAUGUCGUCGAACUUGUGGUGCGUGAACUAGAAAAUUGUCCACACUUCAAUGCUGGUAGGGGGUCUGUCCUAACCAGUGAUGGCACAGUUGAAAUGGAGGCUUGCAUCAUGGAUGGUAAAACAAAGAAAUGUGGCGCUGUUUCUGGUCUCACCACUGUCGUUAAUCCCAUAUCUCUAUCUAGGCUGGUUAUGGAGAAAACUCCUCAUAUAUAUCUUGCAUUUGAUGGUGCUGAGGCAUUUGCAAAGGAACAAGGGGUUGAAACUUUGGAUAGAAGCCAUUUCAUUACUUCAGAAAAUAUUGAGAGGUUAAAACAAGCAAAAGAAGCCAACCGAGUUCAGCUAGAUUAUACACUGCCCACCCCAAAAGAACAAGCAAAAGAAACCAUUGUUGCUGACGGGGAUAGCCAAAUUGGGACAGUUGGAUGCGUGGCUGUCGACAGCGAUGGAAAUUUAGCCACUGCAACUUCUACUGGUGGAUUUGUCAACAAGAUGGUGGGAAGGAUUGGUGACACACCCAUUAUCGGUGCAGGGACGUAUGCCAAUAGCUUGUGUGCAGUCUCUGCCACUGGAAAAGGCGAGGCCAUAAUGCGAGCUACCGUAGCACGAGAUGUGGCAGCUCUUAUGGAGUACAAAGGGCUUUCUCUCAAGGAAGCAACAGCUUAUGUAAUUGAAGAGUGUGCACCUAAAGGCACUGCUGGCUUGGUUGCUGUGUCUGCUAAAGGAGAAGUCACGAUGCAGUUUAAUACAACGGGUAUGUUUAGAGCUUGUGCUACGGAAGAUGGGUAUUCUGAAAUGGGAAUAUGGCCAUCCGUGUGAAGUUAAAUUAUUAGGGUUUGGUAGUUUAAUCAUCGUCUUUAGUCUUAAUAGUAACAACAUUGUUAAUUUAUUAGGGUUUGGUAUUAAAGUUCCAUUUGAGGGAAGGAUGACGAACCAUUCUGUUCUGUCAAGUAUUACUUUUGGUCUCUGAUUUGAUGGUGGUACAUGCUAGGUCUUUUGUGACAAUUCAAGUUUCCUUCUAUUGUUAGGUCUCAACUUUGUCAAUAUUGGUCUCUGAUUUGAUGGUUGUGCAUGCUAAAAAUCAGUCUUUCGUGAUAAUUCAACUUUACUUCUAUUAUUAGAUCUCGA